AUGAUAGGAGCUAAUAUUAUCACAUUUCUGAAGAAUUUUUUUAUUUUAAUAUGUCUUAAGGAAAGCUGUAUUGAAUUUUUAUCUUUGGAUGAUAAAAACACGAACUCUUUGAAAAGGUUGAUGUUGCUUAAAACCUUUAUUUGUUUUUCUAUGUAUUCAGUAUUGAUCUUGUUUGUAUUUUUAUUGAUAUGUUUAAUUAUGAAAGAAAAGGUGCCUCCAUAUUUAAAGCAGAUUAGUACAUGCUUAAAUGCUAUAGUACAGAAUGAGGAGGUAAAUGAUGAAGAAUCAGAAGAAUUUAAAAGUACAGUAGAUGAACCUAUAAUUCAGGAAAAUAAUGUAGUUGAAGUUAAAAAUGAGAGUGAACAUCAUAUUUUAUCAGAUAGUUCUUUUGAUGAAUCUCGAUAUUCUUUUUCUGAAAGUAUAUUUUCUUCUUAUUCUUCUAGUCGUAGUUCUGAAAGUGUUUUAAUAAAUUAUCCAUUUAGGCCUUUUUCAAUAUAUAGAAGCAAAAGGGAUAUAUAUGAACUUUUAAAUUCUUUCUAUGAAUUGCCAAGUGAAACUGAUAUUAUGCGUAUAUGGUAUAAAGCGUUAUAUGUGGCAAGGUAUUCAACUGAAAUGAAAGAGAAUUUAAAGAAUUAUAUGUGGUGUUAUUUCUCAAAAUAUCCCAAAAAUAUAGUACGUAAAUAUAGGGAAUGCAUUAACUUAAUUGGAAGAAAAUUUUCUAACGAAAUUUCAUUUAGAAUGUAUCCUUAUAUAAUAAAAUAUAAUAGAAGAUUCAGAAAAUUAGUUCAAUCAAAAGCACAACUAUAUGUUAUUGUAAAUUUUAUAUAUAAUUUUACAGAAUUGUUGGAUGCCAUGAAAAAAGAAAUAUAUUGUAAAUACAAAAGGGACUGUUUUAAAUAUAUUUGUGUAUAUUUCGAAAAAUAA
Molecule: messenger RNA, 924 nt
Organism: Plasmodium adleri (nom. inval.)
Lineage: Eukaryota; Apicomplexa; Aconoidasida; Haemosporida; Plasmodiidae
Product: Plasmodium exported protein (PHIST), unknown function
Exons: 2
Coding region: 1-924 (307 amino acids)
Source: RefSeq, a predicted model, not a curated record